Salarias fasciatus (jewelled blenny) is the source of this 1165-nucleotide messenger RNA. RefSeq names its product TOP6B like initiator of meiotic double strand breaks (gene top6bl). The transcript is spliced from 10 exons. The coding region runs from base 1 to 1029 and encodes 342 amino acids. NCBI's taxonomy places the organism in Eukaryota, Metazoa, Chordata, Actinopteri, Blenniiformes, Blenniidae. The record is from RefSeq and is a predicted model, not a curated record. Gene Ontology annotation, biological process: meiotic DNA double-strand break formation.
AUGUCCAAACCAAAGCCCUCCAGCAUGGAGAGCUUGCUUCCCCGCAUGAGGUGGUGUUCAGAGCCUGACCCCGAGGAGCUGAGCAGCUUCACCGAUCUAGUCAAAAGGAAAAAGAAAGUCGCACUUCCGGACCGAUCCUCACUCAUCCUGGAUGUCACGUGUCGUACAGAGCCUCCGCUGUGUCUGAGGGCAGGCCGCUGGUGUCAGGGGGGACACCCUGUCCUCGGAGGCACUUGGCCCCUCAGCAUCCCACCACAAGCCAUGGAUCAAGGCCUGUUCGGGGAUCUCAGCGUCCAGUUCGUCACGCUGCUGAGCCCGUGUGUGGAACAGUACCCCAACCUGACAACGAAGCUGACUCGCAUCCAAUUGUUGGUAUUCGGCCCCAGUAAUGUCCCGGUCUCCAGCCCCUCUGGCUUUUUCCAAACCCUCCCUGCUGCUCUGGACUGUCAGGAACUGGGCCUGGAGAGACUUUCCCGCUCCUCCUCCAAAGGGUUGCAGCACAGCGGCGCGACAGUGUAUACGGUGGAAACGGAGAACCGGGAUGAUUCCGAGCAGGAAUCAAGUCUUUCACCAGUGGAGCAGAGUCUCCUCCUUUUCUUCUUCUUGCAGCACUGUGACCCGUUCAGCUCGCAGCUCGCCGAUGUUCUUGCUUCAGAGGUGUUGAUAGAGCGCCACCUGGACGAUAUUCUGAGCAACAACAGGCAGGCUGUCACAGCGGCUCUGCAAACUGAGCUCAGCAACACAAUGAAGGCGCAAAACAACAAAAAAACGAACCAGAAGAAGCUGCUUUCAGCUGCGGAUGUGAUUGUCAGUUCAACCAUCAGCAUAAUAAGCUGCAGCACUAACCUGGACUUCAGAACAACCUGUCUGAACCACAUGAAGGUGUGCAACACUCGUGACUUGUCUGCCUCCCUGCGAGAGACACUGUGGAGGGUGACCUCAUGGAAAUUUGUUCCCAGGAGCAGAUGCUACACUCCACAGAAGGAACAACAUCCUGAGUGUGAGGAGCAAACCAGAAGGGAGAUGUGAGAGUCUGCUUAAUGCAGGACAAGCUUGUGGAUGCAGUUCACAGUAAAAUAAAAUUAUCUGCAAUUUAAGAUGUGCAAGGAUGGCAUUAACUACUAAACUUACUGUUACUUUAAAGUGUAUAUCUGUGCUAAAAAUG